AUGGAAAUGUCAGACAUUCAUAGUAAGCAAGCAAGCCACAAUGAAAGAAAAGAUCAUGAUGAAGUUCUGAAAAGCUUGAACUUACAAUCGCUUGAACAGGCAAAACGGAUCAAACUACAUAAAAACUUGCUUAUUUACUAUGGAGAUAUACUUGAUGUGAAAGCGGAUGCCAUAGUCAAUACAGCGAACGAAGGAUUACUUGGAGGUGGUGGACUUGAUUAUAUGGUACAUAGGAUUGCUGGAGAAGAACUGAAACGCUUUUGUUCAGAACUGCCAGCCAAUGAUCAAGGUGUUCGAUGUCAUGCUGGAGAUUGUGUAAUUACGUCUGGAUUUAAAUCUAAUUAUAAAUAUAUAAUUCAUACUGUUGGACCAUAUUUAGACAAAUAAAUAAUCAGUUCAAAUAACUCUCAAUGCUUAGUGAAUAAUGAUAAAGAAUUAAAUGAACAAGUGGGUACAAAUAAAAGUGAUUUUAAACGAAGUAUUCGUUCACGAUUAACUGUUUUACAAGUUGUGAAUGCAACACAUGGACAAACAUUAUUUUCAUUUGAUUUUCUUCUUUUAACAAUAUCUGCAUCAAUUAUUGCUUCAAUAGGUUCAGUAGAAGAUAAUUGUGUGAAAGUUAAAAUUUUUAUUUUGAUAACGUCCAAUAUUAGAUUUUUUUUUCGUUUAUGUAUUAGUAAUUCAGCAUUAUGGAAAGUUGGUUUAAGAACAGAGACGAUUGAUUUAUUGAUUACAAGAUUUAUUGUUGGACUUUGUACAGCAUGGUCUGAAGUCAAAUGGGGUUUAUUAACAUCGUUUCCAGCACAUGCAAUGCGUUCGAAAUAUACAAGACAAAGAUGUUAUGUUUUUUUUUCUAAAUAA
This is a messenger RNA of Rotaria sp. Silwood2, 861 nucleotides long. NCBI's taxonomy places the organism in Eukaryota, Metazoa, Rotifera, Eurotatoria, Philodinida, Philodinidae. The record is from the annotation of a GenBank genome assembly.